AUGGCGCCGCCCCAGGAGGGGGAGCAGUGCGGGCGGCCGGCCAGCAGCGUGUUGAUUUGGGUGGUGACGGUGCUGCUGCUCCUCGCCGUGCUCGGCGGCGGCGGGUGCCUCGUGGCCUACGUCCUGCUGCCGCCGAGCGAGGCGCCCGGAUGGAUCCCCUGCGUCGGCCUGGGCCUCGUGGCGCUCCCCUGGGCGUUCUGGCUCGCCACCGUCGCCUACCGGUGCAUCACGGCGCGCUCGGCCGACCGCGCCGUGGCGCCCGCGGCCGCCGGCAGCUAA
Triticum turgidum subsp. durum (durum wheat) is the source of this 279-nucleotide messenger RNA. The record is from the annotation of a GenBank genome assembly. NCBI's taxonomy places the organism in Eukaryota, Viridiplantae, Streptophyta, Magnoliopsida, Poales, Poaceae.